Molecule: messenger RNA, 2826 nt
Organism: Momordica charantia (bitter melon)
Lineage: Eukaryota; Viridiplantae; Streptophyta; Magnoliopsida; Cucurbitales; Cucurbitaceae
Gene: EX1
Product: UvrB/UvrC domain protein (DUF3506)
Biological process (GO): response to singlet oxygen; singlet oxygen-mediated programmed cell death
Cellular component (GO): thylakoid membrane
Source: RefSeq, a predicted model, not a curated record
CAUACACACAGAAAACUCACAAAAUUACAAAAAUGGGUGUCACCAUUUUCGAUUUCUCCACUUACCCAUCUCUCAGUUUCUAGCCUCUCACUUCCCUCUCAUCUCAAUUCACUCCCUCUCUCUGUGUAGAACCAUAUACACGCACCACAACUGCGCUCUCAUCCAUCCAUGGCUUCCAUUUCUCCACCCACUCCUCACCAGCUCUCCUUCUCCACCCCCAAAUUCCCUUCAUCACCUCCAUUUCUGAAGCGAUAUUCCUCUACUGCACCUUCUCCGUCUUCCCAAUUGCAUACCAUCUGCCACUGCCACAACCCAGAUUCGCCAUCCCCGUCUGAGCCGUGGGGAUGGGGCUCUGCGCUUCAGGACCUCUUUCGAACCGCCCUCAAGCGCUUUGAUUCUCUCGUCAACCACGGUGGCGACGGCUUUAAGGACCCGCGUGCCGACGGCGGCGUUCUGCAGGGAGAGCGUGUAGUUGGAGCGGACGAGAAGGAUGGAGACGAUGAUCGGGGAUGGGAUUGGGAUCGGUGGCGCAAGCAUUUUGAUGAGGUCGAUGAGCAGGAGCGUCUUGUUUCUUUUCUCAAGUCGCGCUUAAGUCAUGCGGUAUAUGCAGAGGAUUAUCAAGAUGCUGCUAGGCUCAAGGUGGCGAUUGCGGCAUUAUCUACAAGCGAUACUGUUGGCAGAGCGAUGUCUCGUCUGCAUAGAGCUGUAGAGGAGGAGCGUUACCGGGAUGCAGCCUUUAUCCGGGACAAUGCUGGUGCUGGGUUGGUUGGCUGGUGGUCUGGCACUUCAAAAGACAAUCAUAAUCCUCGUGGUUUAAUUAUUCGAAUAACUGCUGAACAUGGAAGAUAUGUAGCAAGAAGUUAUAGUCCUCGGCAGCUUGCUACGGCUGUAGAUGGUGUUCCCUUGUUUGAGAUUUUUCUUAGAGUGAAUAAAAAGGGUGAAUACAAACAGCAGGCUGUAUACUUGAAACGGAAAGGAGUUAUCUCAGAUAGUUCAAAUGGUUCAUCUAAAGAAUUAGAUUCACCUAGUCUAUUGAAUCCUUUAGACCCUGUCGAAGAAAAGGAUGAUCUUUUCAUUAUAGGCAGUGAAGAAGCUGAAGAUGGCGAGAUCAGGAAUGAAGAUUCUGAUAUAGCUGUUGGACUUCCAGUCUUUCAGAAUAUCUUGAGAGAUAUGAUUCCUGGAGUGAAGGUCAAGGUUUUGAAGCUGACAACCCCUGGGAAGGUUGACAAAGACGUGAUAUCUAAGGUGAUUGAGCAAAUUAUUGAGGAGGAAGAAGAUGAAGAAGAGGAAGACGAGGAGGAUGGAGAAGGUGAGAAAGACAGUGACUUUGAAGAUUUGGAAGUGGAAGAUAAAAUUAAGGAUGACCAUCCAGAGAAAGAUGCUGAAUUGGGUGCUGAUGAUGGUUUCCUUGAAAAUCAAGGGCGAAAUGAAGUUGCUGUCAAAAUCAUUGUUGGUGGUUUAGUGCAGAAGCUUUCUGGUGGGUUUUCUGCUAAAAAUGUACUGAGAGUACCUGCAAAGUUAGAAAAGAAGGGGCGUUCUUCAUUUUCUUUCUCAGUAGAAAAAGAUGCAAACGAACAGGACUCUCAUGGAAAGGAACUAAAUUCAAUAGAUAGGAAGUCCAAGCCUCGAGGUCAAAGUAGUAUUGAGCAUGUUAUGCUUGAUUUAGCCAAAUUUAUUGGUAAAGAGAAGAUACCGUUGAAGGUACUUAAAGAUUUGAGUGAGUUAAUCAAGCUAUCCAUCAGCCAGGCACAAAACUAUCAACCCCUUUCUGGAUCCACGAGUUUCAAUCGCAUUGAAAUACCCACUUCUUCGGAUCCCCUAAAUGGACUGUAUAUCGGUGCACAUGGAGUAUAUACAUCAGAAAUUAUUCAUCUAAGACGCAGAUUUGGUCGAUGGCAAGAGGAUGGAGGAGGGGAUAAGGAGGAGCCUUCAAAGCUUGAAUUUUAUGAAUAUGUAGAAGCCUGGAAAGUUAUUGGGGACCCAUAUGUACCAGCUGGCAAGGUGGCAUUUCGUGCAAAGGUUGGAAAAAGAUACCAGCUUCCUCAUAAAGGGAUAAUUCCUGAAGAAUUUGGAGUGAUUGCUAGAUAUAAAGGACAAGGGAGGCUAGCUGAGCCAGGUUUUCGCAAUCCUCGAUGGGUUGACGGUGAACUUGUUAUUCUUGAUGGAAAGUAUAUCAAAGGAGGACCUGUGGUCGGAUUUGUGUAUUGGGCCCCCGAAUUUCAUUUCUUGGUGUUUUUUAACCGGCUGAGGCUCCAAGAGUAGAUUUCAUUUUAUUUGUAAAUUGAAAUCUCAGGCUUGUCCAUUCACUUGUGCCUUCCACCAAUUCUUUAAGGUUAUAACAGUUUUAGAGGAUUUAAAGCCCUCGUUUAAAGAUAAGCAGUGUAGCAAGCAAGACGAACCAUUUAUUACCCAACUGACUUAUCACUCGUAAGAACACUGGUCUGACAAACUCGAUCACCAAACCUUUGUCCACGCUAACGCCUGGUUCUGAAAAUUUCUUCCUUUUUCUGGGAAAUUCUUUAUAUGCUUGUAUAUAUUAAUCUGUUCCUUUGCUAAAUCAAUUCUCAACCAUCAAGUUUUGAUGUGAUAUAUGAACAGUGCUGUAGUUUAAUGCCCAUUGUUUUAGAUCUCGUUGCGUUGUACUAGAUGAAGAUAUCAUGUAUAAGACGGUUUUCUGGAGGUUACUUGAGGAAUCAUAUAUGGCUGUAGUUCAGUUUGGAGUCCGGAACAAGAACCAUUAGACUCAUCUGUUCAUAUCAUAGCAAGCGUAGCAUUAUUAUGAAUUAUGUUCUCUCUAAUGUAAUCUCCUCUCAUGGUUUGUACUCA